AUGGCUUAUUUACUUAUUUAUGUCGAUGAUAUUAUUCUUACCACGUCACAUGAAACUCUCCGAGUCAAUCUCAUACAUCAGCUGGCAGCCGAAUUUGACAUGAAGGAUAUCGGACCACUGAGUCAUUUUUUGGGGAUUCAUGUAACACGACAGCAUGGUACUAUGUUCUUGUCACAUCAAUCAUAUGCGUUAGAUAUUAUUGAUCGGGCUGGUAUGUCAUCCUGCAAGUCAGUUGCUACUCCAGUGGAUACAAAACCUAAACUUAGUGCUUCUUCAAGUGCACCGUUUGAGGACCCUACGUUAUAUCGUAGUCUGGCUGGAGCUCUUCAGUAUCUUACCUUCACCAGACCUGAUAUUAGCUAUGCAGUUCAACAAGGCACUACCUCAUUUGGUCUUAGCUUGGGUACCUUUACUGAUCUCUUUUUACGCGCAUACACUGAUGCUGAUUGGGUUGGGUGCCCGGAUACUCGACGCUCUACUUCAGGCUAUUGUGUUUAUUUGGGAUCUAAUUUAUUAUCUUGGUCUUCUAAGUAUCAGGCUGUCGUAUCUCGUUCUAGUGCGGAGGCGGAAUACCGGGGUGUUGCAAAUGUGGUGGCAGAAUUAUGUUGGCUUGGAAACUUAUUGCUAGAAUUACGUCGCCCCUUACGGAAGGCUAGUGUGGUUUAUUGUGAUAAUAUCAGUGCAGUUUAUUUAUCUGGGAACCCGGUACAGCAUCAGCGUACCAAACAUAUUGAGCUGGAUAUACAUUUUGUUCGAGACUUGGUUCAGCGUGGUGAUGUGCGGAUUCUUCAUAUCCCGUCUCGGUAUCAAAUAGCUGACAUUUUUACAAAAGGCCUGCCGCGGGUAUUAUUUGAUGAUUUUCGGUCCAGUCUAAGCAUUCGGCCUCCUCUCGCUUCGACUGCGGGGGUGUAA
Molecule: messenger RNA, 912 nt
Organism: Helianthus annuus (common sunflower)
Lineage: Eukaryota; Viridiplantae; Streptophyta; Magnoliopsida; Asterales; Asteraceae
Exons: 2
Coding region: 1-912 (303 amino acids)
Source: RefSeq, a predicted model, not a curated record